Molecule: messenger RNA, 1052 nt
Organism: Spinacia oleracea (spinach)
Lineage: Eukaryota; Viridiplantae; Streptophyta; Magnoliopsida; Caryophyllales; Amaranthaceae
Product: putative homeobox-leucine zipper protein ATHB-51
Exons: 3
Coding region: 197-892 (231 amino acids)
Biological process (GO): positive regulation of DNA-templated transcription
Cellular component (GO): nucleus
Molecular function (GO): sequence-specific DNA binding; DNA-binding transcription factor activity, RNA polymerase II-specific
Source: RefSeq, a predicted model, not a curated record
GUCAGAGUCCUUUAGAGUUUGUCAUUUCAUUUUCUAAAACAUUUUGUUGAAGUGAAGUCCCUUUCUUAUAUCGUCAUCCUUUUCAACAUAAUUCUGUGAAAUAUACUUGUAUUAAAGAGCAGAGGCAGUUGAUGAUAUGUUACCCAAAUACUUUGGGAUAGUUUUUAAAAGAAUAGACAAGAAAUAGAGUCCAAAUAUGGAUUGGAAUAAUAAAAUCAUCUUCAGAAAUUCUCAAAUCUCCUCUACCAACUUACUUCACAACAAUUCUUGUAAUCAAUUUGAUCAUUUUCCUGAUAUGGAGGUAAGAAAUAAUGAAAAUGGUCGAGUUGAGAGAGACAUGAUUAUGAUGGGGUUUGGCAAUCAAGAAAAGAUGAAGAGGCGACUAACGACGAAACAAUUGGAGUCAUUGGAGAGUAGUUUUGAGGAAGAAAGGAAGUUAGAUCCUGAUAGAAAGAUGAAACUUGCUAGAGACCUCGCCCUUCAGCCUCGCCAAGUCGCUGUUUGGUUUCAGAAUAGGCGAGCAAGGUGGAAGGCUAAGAAGCUUCAGCAUUUAUAUGACGCUCUUAAGCUGGACUUUGAACUUGUGUCUAAAGAGAAACACAAGCUCCAACAAGAGGUAGAAAGAUUGAAGUCAAUAAUGGUCAUGGAAGAAGCAACAAAGAAGCAAGUCUACAGCAGCUAUACUGAAGCCUCUUGUGAAGAGACCGUAGAAAGCACGUCGGCUGCGGCUGCCAACCAAUAUACAGGGCGUAACAGUGGCAGCAACAAUGGAGCAGACGACAUCGUUUUGAAUCGUGAGCACAACAAAACGGGCCACCACUUUCUCUUCAAUCUUGAUAAUUAUAAUGCAAUUUCACCUUCUUACUGGGGUGGGUUGCCCUUCAAUGAUUAAUUAAUUAAUUACCUUAUGUCUAAAUUUUAUGGCAGUAUACCUUAACUUUUAUAAGAGAUGUAGUUAGUAUAGCAAGGUAUGCAUGUACUCGUGUAAUUUAUGGUACGACCCGAUCGGACCUCCAUCUUGUAUCCCAAUUCCCAAAGGUUUCUUUUGCUCA